This is a messenger RNA of Seminavis robusta, 1152 nucleotides long. The record is from the annotation of a GenBank genome assembly. NCBI's taxonomy places the organism in Eukaryota, Bacillariophyta, Bacillariophyceae, Naviculales, Naviculaceae.
AUGGGUCGGCAAGAGCGAUUCAAUGAUCUUCAAGCACGCGGUGUCUCUCCAGCUUUGAUAGAGGAGAUGGAGAUGGCGCGCGGCGAAACCACUCAGGUGGGAGUGAGCAUGGGCCUUUACUGUAGCGGUGGUGAUGUAGAAAUCUAUCUUGAUCAUGAAUGGAGUUCUGCCUAUCCCAUUCCGACGUUCGAGCUGCUAGAGAAAGUCCUCGUGGAAUUGUUCCAAAAGCGAUACAGAAAGUCCCUUUGCUUGACCUUUUCCGCUCUUUUUCACAGAGCCUUUCCUGGCGACGCAUUUGAUAUGCCCGAAUUUUGCCGGGUACUCAAAAGAGGAACAGACAAAUUGGACGACGUCCACAUUUGCUAUAUCGGAGGUAGAAUUCUCGAUGAUGAUUUGACAAUGCUGUUGGACAACAUGCAACACAACAACAUGACCAUUGGAUAUUUUGGGCUUGGAUUUUGUGGCGACCUGGAGUACCCAAAGUUCUUUCGACGACUUCAAGAGCUAGAUGUUGACUACUUGGAACUUUGGCGUCAAUGUGAUGAAGGUGAAAGGACGGAAACGGGAAUGGAAAUGACAGAAGCGUUUUUUGCCCAGCUUGGAGAGUUCAUCCGUGGCUCAUGUCACCUGGAAGACCUAAUUCUGGCAGAGUUUUGUUGCCAAGAAGCGCAUCACUGGGCACCAGUAGUUGCGGCCAUUCAAGACCACCCGAGCUUGACUUUUCUUUUGAUUCCUUUUCCCACUACUACCUCACCACCAGACGCACCAAACGACAAAGGUUGCAAAUUCGCACCAGCGGUGGAGGACAAGAUCUUGAAUCGUUUGGCUAUCAAUCGGGCCAAGAAGGCUCUCCUUCUCGAUGACCAGCAAUCGCGACCUUCGUUGGAACAGUUUGUGGAUACACUGGUCGAGAAUCGGUUCAAUGUCGGUUGUCUUGAUCACAUCCUUCGAAAUGUGGAUCCUCAUGUCUAUUCCCCGGCUGCAAUCCAGGCUGCUCAAUCCCAUGCCGACAAGAAACCUCAACAAAACAAAGCCCACGUCAGCAAGGAGGAAUGGGAGCUGGAGAAGCGCUUGGAUCAAGAGAUUCGCUCCAAGACCUUCCGUUACAUGUCUGAGGGGGACACGGAGGAAUACCUUAUCAUUGAUGUUUGA